ACCUCUCAGACAUGCCCACAGACGAAACUGGCAAAAAUGCCGAACCACUCUGGGUCGCAAAACUUGAAGUCUACGCCCGGGAGCUCUAUGUCUUGAGCCAUUUCAACCCAGGCCAAGACUUGUCCAGAGAGGAUAUGACUCUGGCAAUUGCAGGGAAUGAGCCGGAAUUCUCUGAGUUUUACUACCAAUGGGAUAAAAGUGGAUCAGAACAUUGUUUCAAUGCGAUAUACGACCAGAAACCCCUGAGCGGAUGGUGGCCAUGGCCUAGGAAGAACACAGAAUGCGAGGAAAUUGGACUCUGAACUCGGGAGCAGUAUGCAUCCGCGCCGCAUCUAUGCUCAAAAUCAC
Messenger RNA from Microdochium trichocladiopsis, 348 nucleotides. RefSeq lists its product as uncharacterized. The transcript has a single exon. Lineage: Eukaryota; Fungi; Ascomycota; Sordariomycetes; Xylariales; Microdochiaceae. The coding region runs from base 12 to 302 and encodes 96 amino acids. The record is from RefSeq and is a predicted model, not a curated record.